CAGCUGCAGCAUUCUGAGUGGAUUAGAAAUCAGGGGGGUCCUGGGCUUCCUCAGACCAUGAGGAAGCUGCUGGUGUAGGAUGCAGGAGUCAAGCACAAAGACUGAAUAUUUUGUCAGGAGAAAUAGCAGAAUUUAAAUGAAGCUCUCCAUUUUCUGAGAGGAAGCAGGGAUGUAUCCACAAGCAAGCAUAUCAGGAGAAAAAUGGAAUGUUGGUAAUUUUUGCUUUCCAUGUCAGGAAAAAGAGAUGAUGAUGGUUUUGUCCCUUGCUGAGUAAGGUUGGUGCACUGAAACAUUAAAUGCUUUUUGUAGGACACUGCUCAUGCAGUGUCUUAGCUAGCUUUGGGGAUUGAGCUCUGUAUUUUACCUGUGAGAAAGUGAACAAUUGAUGCUGGACUUAGUUUAACCUUGAGUUUUACCUUUUCAAUUAUCCUUGCCUUAAGUCUGUGCACAGUAUUGUUGAACUUUUGAGUGCAAUUUAUUUCUUUUUAAGACAGACUUUAUCCUAUGUGUUUGGAAAUUCAGGGUUUACUCACUGGUAGAACUGUAAAGCAAUCUUGACCUGCUUGUAGCUUCCUGGCCUUUAGGUGUUUUGAAAGUGUCUUUUUCCAGAGGAGACAAGUAACAGAAAACCACCUGUAUGCAAAGUCUUGCCAGCUUCAGAGAGCCAGAAGGAAGGCACAAGUAACAUAAAACCACUGGAAUGUGAAGUCUUGCUGGCUUUAGAGAGCCAAGUGGGACAAAAGGAAUAUGAAGCAUGUAUUUAGUUUAGAACAUAAUACAAACCAUGGCAGACCUAGAAAGAAAGGGCCUUUCUUUAAGUAUGCAAAUUGCUUCUCAGUCUUCACGUCACAGUAAUAUUACCCUUUAGGUCAGGUGGAAAUUGUUUUCCUAAACAUCAGGCUUGUCCAGAUGUAAAACUGACUGUUAUGUGACUGUUAUGUGACCUUUCACUACAAGUAAGACUGGGGGGGGUCUCACUUUCACUGAAUAUAAAUUGAACUCCUCAUGUAAGAAUUCGGGUUUGGUUUUCUUUUGCUUUAAUUUACUGUAAUUAUCCAAGAGCAGGCAUAGUAAUAUGAGACUGCUUUAAGUACAGGUACUAUUAGUGGGGGAGGAAAGAAUAACUAGCAAGUUCUAUCAGUUAAGAGCUGGAGCAGAGGUGUAGCAGUUUGCAUAAUGCUAGAAGUGAGCUCCUGAAAUCGCUGAUUUGGGCUCCAGGACACAGAUUCUAUCUGUGACAGCAUGUGCUACAUUAACGAGUGGCCAAAAAGGUUUCUGAAGACAUUUAUUCAACAGUACAGUGAUUAUCAGGUCAAUCUGUUAAUUGACAAUGAAGCAGAGAAGGAUUACCUUUACGAUGUGCUGCGAAUGUACCACCAGUCCAUGAACCUGCCCGUGCUCGUGGGGGACCUGAAGCUGGUGCUGAACGAGCCGGGCAGGCUGGCCCUGUUCGAUGCCAUCCGCCCGCUCAUCCCCUUGAGGCACCAGGUGGAAUACGAUCAGCUCACCCCCAAACGGUCACGAAAGCUGAAGGAGGUGAGAUUGGAUCGUUUGAAUCCUGAAGGGCUUGGAUUAAGUGUGAGAGGUGGAGUGGAAUUCAGCUGUGGCCUCUUCAUCUCCCAGUUAGUUAAAGGAGGGCAGGCAGACAAUGCUGGACUUCAGGUUGGGGAUGAGAUCGUGCGCAUAAACGGAUAUUCCAUUUCCUCCUGCACACACGAGGAGGUCAUCAACCUCAUCCGAACCAAGAAAAUCGUCUCCAUUAAAGUCAGACAUAUUGGCAUGAUACCUGUCAAAAGUUCACCAGAUGAACCCCUUAAAUGGCAAUAUGUGGAUCAGUUUGUGUCAGAGCCUGGGGAAGGAAAGGGCAGCAUUGCUGGACUUGCUUCCUCUGGAGGGAGAGACAAUAAAGAGAAGAAAGUCUUCAUUAGCUUGAUUGGCACAAAAGGCAUGGGAUGCAGUAUUUCCAGUGGUCCCACACAAAAACCAGGCAUUUUUAUCAGCAAUGUUAAGCCAGGCUCUCUUUCAGCAGAGGUGGGCUUAGAGGUUGGUGAUCAGAUUGUUGAGGUGAACGGAGUGGACUUUUCUAAUGUCGAUCAUAAAGAGGCUGUCAGAGUGCUCAAGAGCAGCCGUACUUUGACCAUCUCUGUGGUGGCAGGGGCUGGAAAGGAGCUGUUCAUGACUGAAGAGGAGAGGCAGAGGGAAGCUCGUGUCCGGGAGCAGGAGCGCCAGGAGUUAAUGCACCAGAAACGGCUGGCACUGGAGACCAACAAAAUCAUCAAAGAGCAGCAAGAGAAAGAGAGAAUAAGAAAGCUGGAGAUUUCCCAGAAGGCUGCAGAGGAAGAAGAGAGAUAUCGCAGAGAAAUAGAGCAGAUAACAGCAGAGGAAGAGAAAUUUAAAAAGGAGUGGGAAGAAGACUGGGGUCCUAAAGAGCCACCCAAGUCUCUAAAAACUGUAACUGCAGAAGUGCACUCAGCCCCUCGUUCCAAACACAAAAAAGAUUUAAAGGGAGUUGCACACGACCAGCUUGAGACAGAUGACUUGGAUGAAGUGAGCAUGAAGCAGGACAAACAGCAACUUGCUCCAAGUCCACCCAGCCAGCGACACCCAGGGGUGCCAAUAGUCUCUAAACCAGUUAUGCUGCAUCCUGACCCAAACUUCGUGGUCAGGCCAACAAUCAGAUCAGAGGCCCUGGGCUUCCAGAAGUAUGUGGAAGAUUUUGAUCCAUAUUCAAUGUUUACCCCAGAGCAGAUUCUGGGAAAAGAUGUGCGGCUACUACGAAUAAAAAAGGAAGGAUCGCUGGACCUUGCAGUCGAGGGAGGAAUUGAUUCUCCAAUUGGGAAGAUUGUUGUGUCUGCCAUCUACGAGGAUGGGGCUGCAGACAAACACGGAGGAAUAGUGAAAGGGGAUGAAAUACUGGCUGUGAAUGGCAAGAUAUUAAUUGACAGCAAGCUGGCAGAAGCACAGGCAACUCUAGGAAAAGCUUGGAACAUGGGUGGGGAUUGGAUUGACUUAGUCAUUGCAGCAUCACCUCCUAAAGAAUAUGAUGAUGAAAUGACAUUUUUUUAAGGACGACUACAACUAUUGAAAUGGAAUCUCUCCUCAGCAGAAACCCACUGCUCAGUAAAUUAAUAGGGAAUCAUUAACCACAUGAAAUUCAUCUUUAUUGACUCACCUGUAAAUUGAACUAGAGACAUCAGAUUCUUCAGACAAUUUGAAUAAUUUAUUAUCAUUCUAUAGAUAUACAGCAAAUCUUUUUUUGCAUGAUUGAAAAGAACUGCUAACCAGCACAGUUCAGUCUGUGAGUGCUUGAUCUCUUUUUGCUACCUUGAGGGGCCAAAUUCUGCAAAUCAUCUCAGUUUUCCUGGAAUAGACUCUAAAAUGACAAAUGAAGAUAGAACACAGAUGUCUGUUCCCACCUACAACACUUUUGAAUACACAUUCACAGGCCAGUCUGGGUGUGAAAAGAAUUAUAUUUUUACUUCCUAGAUAGUGAUUUUCCUGGGAAAAUGGGAAAGUACACAGGUAACUUCUGUUCUCCUGUUCUUGUAGCUCUCUUAAUGUCCAUUUUUAUGUCCCAGUUGUGAGGGUUUUUUUGAGCAUAAAAGCCUUGCUGGUGAAAUAAUUGGGAAUACCAGGACUGCGAGCAUUAUAAGGAAUAAUUUUGAUUGUGUUGCUCAUACAGUAUAAAGAAUCUUCUGUACCAGCAGAGUAAAUAACUAGCAAGGAGCUCAGAUAAAAUCAUUAUGCAUAGUCACAUUCAUGCUUCUGAGUAUUUGUAUUGGUGGCAAAAAUUCCUCCCUCAUAUAGUCAUGGGUGGAAAAUUUGGGUGUGAUUCAGAGUCUGCUGUUUUGUACUUUGUUCUUAGUGAGCCUAUAAAUGUGACUGAACUAUGCAGGAAGCCACCAAGUGUAACGUUCUGCUCUUGGUGACUCUGUGCCUUGGGUUUGAGUAAAUUCCUCAAGACCAUAAAAUCAAUACCAGCUUGUCUUUAAUUAUUAUUACAGUUGAAAACUUAGUAAUUAUAUUCUAGAGAUGCCUCCUUAGAAAUGUCAUUGUCUCCUCCUUUUCCUCUACCUGCCUGUUUGUGUUCUUUUUUUUGUGUUGUGUUUAGAUUUUUCUCACCUGUUCUACUGAGAGGCAGUUCAUUGGCAUAUCAAAUUCCCACUGAAAUUUUGCCUUUUCAGGGUUGGAAAACCCUCCUCUUCUCCAAUACAGAAAAAUAACAAUUACAUUCUUGAGAAUUCAUAUAUGCAGAUGCUUACAUAAGUUAACUUUCCUUAUUUGCAGUAUUCUUCCAGUAUGCCAAUUAAUGUGUGUGGCAGGGUAUGUAUGUUAGAAUAUUUUAAAUGUUGAACUCUUACAACUAAUCCAGAAAUAAAAUUGCAUUUGCCAAAAUGGAAGAAGUCUA
This is a messenger RNA of Sturnus vulgaris (Common starling), 4408 nucleotides long. The record is from RefSeq and is a predicted model, not a curated record. NCBI's taxonomy places the organism in Eukaryota, Metazoa, Chordata, Aves, Passeriformes, Sturnidae.